AUGCUUGAGCGCGUCCGGUUCGGUGGUUUCAGUGGCACGUACAAAGUAAGGGGCGCCGAGCUGGCUCGCGACAGGAAAACGCAAACGAAACCGGUGACCGUACUUUUCCUCGAUGAAAGUACGCACACGUUCCAUCUGGACAAGCGCGCCAAGGGCGCCGAACUGCUCGAGCAGGUCUUCCAGCACGUGGAGCUGUCCGAGCGGGACUACUUCGGGCUACAGUUUCCCACCGCGGAAGAUGCACACGCACUCGCCAAUGGUGGUGGUGGAGGUAGCAGCAACAACAACAGCAAAAGCGAUCCAUCCGCCGGUGGUGGAUCGUGCAGCAGUGGGUCGAGCGCUGGCGGAGGACCGAACGGUAGUGCGAUCCCGCCAGCCUCGUCAGCGAUUCCUUUCCCAUCCGGACGGCAACCGGUACGGUGGUUGGAUCCGAACAAACCUUUCCGCAAGCAGUUAAACGAUGCGCGGGCCAGUACUGCGGUGGUGCGGCAGCAUGCGGACGGUGGUCCACACGUGCCAUUGUUGUUGUUUCGCGUCAAGUUCUACGUCACCGAUCCGAGUCGGCUGCACGAGGAGUACACGCGCUACCAGUUCUAUCUGCAGAUUCGGCGCGAUGUCUAUCAGGGCCGGUUGCCCGUCACACUGAACACUGCCUGUCUUCUAGCCAGCUUUACCGUGCAAGCUGAACUUGGCGAUUACAAUCCGUUGGAGCAUACGGCCGGCUAUCUGAGCGAGCUACAACUUCUCCCGGAACAAACAGAGGAAGCAGAGCAUCGCAUUUCGGAGCUACACAAACUACACCGUGGCCAGCUGCCGGCUGAUGCCGAGUACAACUAUCUCGAACAUGCCAAACGGCUCGAGCUGUACGGGAUCGAUUUUCACCGAGCGACGGUAAACCAGUCGAAGCGAUUUGCUCCAUUCGGGCACCACUCUACCCCCCUCCCAACCCGUCCUCUGUUGCAGGAUUCAUCCGGUAAGGAGCUAGCGCUCGGCGUGUCAUCCCUCGGCCUGUUGGUGUAUCAGAAUGGUACACGCAUCAACACCUUCUCCUGGUCAAAGGUGGUGAAGGUGUCGUUCAAGCGGAAAGAUUUCUUCAUCCAACUAGCCCGCGAACCGUCCGAACACUACGACACACUGCUCGGGUUCAGUAUGGGAUCGCACCGGAAUGCCAAGCUGCUGUGGAAGGCUUGCGUAGAGCAUCAUUCGUUCUUCCGGCUCAAGAAACCACACCGUUCGCCACGUUCCUUCCUACCACUUACACUACGCUCCAAAUUCCACUAUUCUGGCCGUACCGAACUGCAAGCCAUCACGGAAAGUCGGCAGCGUGGUAAGGUGGCGAAAAUUUUCAUCCGUUCGCCUAGUCGCCGACUAUUGGCCACCAUUUCACAACCACAAUCCCCCCAGCUGAACGGUAAUGGGGCAAGUGCUGGUGGUACUGGUGGUGACGGUAGCGGUGCAUCGUGCAAUGAGGCAAGCAACGGCGGGGCAAACAUUAGUGCUUCCGGUGGGAACAAAAAUCAGCUUACGUUGCUAUCAAUUACAAAAGCAACGCGUACGUACGAUAAGGUGACGUCCAAGACGCCAUCGUCGAUGCCGCGUAAAGCGUGGGAGCAGCAGACGGAUGAGCCUACUUUCAUCGAACACUGUGCCAGGACAUCAAUGCCCAUGUACGAUUCACCUCCCGCAUAUGCGGGCCUUAACGGAAGCAGUCCAGCCAACGGAAUCGCCGCCGAUGACGAAAGCAACGGACUGGUUACGAUCCAUCUCGUAGCCGAUGAGCAAGGUCGGUUCGGUUUCAACGUAAAGGGUGGUAUCGAUCACGGUCUCCCCAUACUGGUUUCGCGCGUUGCACCACACACUCCGGCCGACAAAAGUACACCACGCGUCUGUGAGGGUGAUCAGGUUGUGCGGAUAAACGGCCGGGACGUUAGUACGCUGGCAUACGAGCAGGUGGUUAGUUUAAUACGUGCCUCGCGGGAGUAUCAGGGCGGUGCGCUGCUGCUAACACUGAAACCGAAUGCCUUAGUCGAUUACACCGAGGAAGAACCGCUCUACCAGUACGUGCCGGAGGAGAACGAUAUUGUGCGGGCCGGAGGAUUGCUAAACGGUGAUCAACUGUUUACCCAAUCGUUGCUUUUGCUUCGCGAUGGGCUUGCAUCCGGCGCACUGUUGGCACAGUACGAGCAGCUGUACCGGAAGAAUCCGGAGCUGGCUAUAACAGAGGCACGCAAAAACGAAAACAUCGGCAAGAAUCGUUACCGGGACAUAUCACCGUAUGACUGUACACGCGUCGUACUGCAGCACGCGGAAAGUGGCGAUUACAUUAACGCCAACUACGUUAACAUGGAAAUACCUCCCGCCCGCAAAACGAACCGUUACAUCGCUACCCAGGGUCCGCUCCCGUCCACGGUGAACGAUUUCUGGCGCAUGGUACAGCAAGAAAGCAGCCAUUUGGUAGUGAUGCUGACGACGGUGAAGGAAAGCGGCAGCACCAAGUGCCAUCAGUAUUGGCCAUCGGCCGAUGACGAUCCACUCGUACCAUCGGCCGGCUUUUCGAUCAGUUGCCUUACGGAGAAGCCGGACGAAACCGGUAGCUUCGUGUUUCGCGAUCUCGUCAUGACGGAUGAACGCACGAACGAGACACGCACCAUCCAGCACAUGCAGUAUCUCGCUUGGCCGGAUCACGACGUACCGGCGGAUCCGAAUCUGUUCCUACAGUUUACGGAACGGGUACGGUCAGCCCGGGAAACAACGCUCCCGUUAGAGAUCGAGGCAAGCCUUAAGAAUGUGAAAUUGCGCAGCGUCGACGAGAACGGAGGUUUGGACAAUUCCGAGCGACGGAUCGUACACACGGACAGUGACGAUAGCCCGAACGAUAUGCCGUCCUCAACGUCGGUGCAUCAAUACAUUAGUGCAUCAAAUCCUCCGAUCAUCGUACACUGUUCGGCGGGCAUUGGACGCACCGGAGUGUUGAUACUAAUGGAUACGGCACUAGCAUUGAUGGAGGUACGAGAACCAAUCUAUCCGCUGGAUAUUGUACAGGCAAUGCGCGACCAACGGCCCUGCAUGGUACAGAAUGUGAGUCAAUACCGUUUCGUGUGCGAAUGUAUCUGUGCCGCGUAUCUGCAGCAGGUAGCGAAGGAACAGGCCGCAGCAUCAGUCCCUAGCUCACCCACAGGCACGCUGGAAGCUAAAAAACCGACUGCUGCACCACCGCCGAAAUCCGUUCCGAGCAUAGCAUCGCCAGAGGAAACGGCACUUGAUACGCCGGCAGAUAACGAGCGAAAAGCACCGCUAGCGACGGAAACGACAAGCAUCAGUACGGCUACCGUAUCGCCGUCUAAUGGACAUCAGGAACAGGAGCAUUAGAACGUAUCACUACGUAUCAUCA
This is a messenger RNA of Anopheles maculipalpis, 3391 nucleotides long. RefSeq names its product tyrosine-protein phosphatase non-receptor type 4 (gene Ptpmeg). NCBI's taxonomy places the organism in Eukaryota, Metazoa, Arthropoda, Insecta, Diptera, Culicidae. Gene Ontology annotation, molecular function: protein binding; protein tyrosine phosphatase activity. The record is from RefSeq and is a predicted model, not a curated record. The transcript is spliced from 8 exons. Gene Ontology annotation, biological process: protein dephosphorylation. Bases 1 to 3369 code for a protein of 1122 amino acids. Gene Ontology annotation, cellular component: cytoskeleton.